AUGGCAUCGAGUUCCUCCCUCUUUGACUCGCAGGCUACCACGCCUACCAGAGCAAGCUUCGAUCAACAAUCUUCAACGCCGCACAACGGCCGCCUCGACACCAUCCCCAGCGCCAUGUACACCGACGACGGUCAGGAUGACGGAAGCAAUUCCCCUUCAAUAUCCCCUGAAAAGGCCGACCUCGAGGCUGGGCCUGGUCUCAAGACAGAAGAAGCCAGUGAGAAAGCGCCGCAGGCAGAUCCCAACCUCGUCGUUUGGAGUGGACCCGACGACCCUGAAAAUCCGCAAAACUUCUCCGUUCCCUUCAAAUGGACCAUCACCAUGCUACUCUCAUCUCUCACUGUGUGGAUCACAUUCUCCAGCUCAGUUUUUUCGCAAGCUACUCUAGUCACUGCCGAAUUAUACGGCGUUAGCACUGAAAUAACCACCCUCGCAACCUCAUUACCUUUAUUCGGUUUCGCCAUCGGCCCACUAGUUUGGGGCCCUCUAUCGGAAUUGUAUGGCCGCAAAAGGCCUCUCUUUUUCGGCUACCUAGUCUUUAUCCUUUUCCAUAUCCCCGUUGCCGUCGCCCAGAAUCUGCAGACCAUUCUCGUCGCUCGAUUUUUUAUAGGAUUCUUCGGCAGCGCGCCAUUGGCUGUCAUCGGAGGCACUCUAGCAGACAUUUGGAACCCGGUUGAUCGAGGCGUUGCCGUUGCCUUCUUCUCUGGUGCUACUUUUGGCGGUCCCACGUUCGGACCCAUCAUUGGCGGCUUCGUCGUUGAAUCAUACCUCGGCUGGCGAUGGACAGCCUGGAUCACCCUUAUCGCAUCAGCCACCUUCAUGAUCAUCGCCUUCAUCGUCGUCCCCGAGACCUACGCGCCCGUCAUUCUGCAGCAGCGUGCAGCCCGUCUGCGCGUCGAGACCAAGAACUGGGCUUACCAUGCCACCCUUGACGAGAACCCUCCCAAGAUGGGCGAUAUUGUAACUCGCUACCUCCUCCGACCUUUCCAGAUGCUCUUCCUCGAGCCGAUUCUCUUGCUCGUCACCAUCUACCUAGCCCUGAUCUAUGGAAUCCUAUACCUCACUUUCGAAGCAUACCCAAUCUCCUUCCAGGAAGUCCGUGGCUGGUCUCACGCCGGAGUCGCCGCGCUUCCCUUCCUCAGCAUCCUCGUCGGAGUCUUCAUCGGCGGUGCCCUCAUCAUCUUCGUCACCAAGACCCGUUUCGCGCGCAAGAUGAAGCAGCAAGGUCGUGUCGUGCCUGAAGAACGCCUCCCACCCAUGAUCAUCGGCUCCAUUUUACUGCCCAUCGGCCUGUUCUGGUUCGGCUGGACAUCCAACAAGAACAUUUCCUGGGUACCGCAAGUCAUCGCCGGCGUACCCAUUGGCGCGGGUAUCCUUGUCAUUUUCAUGCAGGGACUCAACUAUAUCAUCGACGUGUAUCUGAUGUAUGCCAACUCGGCCAUUGCCGGCAACACCCUUGUGCGAAGCGCCUUGGGUGGCGCGUUCCCGCUCUUUGCGACGCAAAUGUAUCAAAAACUCGGCGUGGACUGGGCGUCCAGUCUGCUCGGAUUUUUGACUGUCGCGAUGAUUCCGAUUCCGAUUUUGUUUUAUAUCUACGGAGCAAAGCUUCGUUCUAUGAGUCGGUUUAACCCGAGGGUAUAG
Talaromyces rugulosus is the source of this 1641-nucleotide messenger RNA. RefSeq lists its product as uncharacterized. The transcript has 3 exons. Gene Ontology annotation, molecular function: transmembrane transporter activity. Gene Ontology annotation, biological process: transmembrane transport. Lineage: Eukaryota; Fungi; Ascomycota; Eurotiomycetes; Eurotiales; Trichocomaceae. The record is from RefSeq and is a predicted model, not a curated record. Bases 1 to 1641 code for a protein of 546 amino acids.